This is a messenger RNA of Solanum lycopersicum (tomato), 1212 nucleotides long. Its product is annotated as serine/threonine protein phosphatase 2A 57 kDa regulatory subunit B' beta isoform-like. Gene Ontology annotation, molecular function: protein phosphatase regulator activity. Gene Ontology annotation, biological process: signal transduction. The record is from RefSeq and is a predicted model, not a curated record. NCBI's taxonomy places the organism in Eukaryota, Viridiplantae, Streptophyta, Magnoliopsida, Solanales, Solanaceae. Gene Ontology annotation, cellular component: protein phosphatase type 2A complex.
AUGACAAAUUUUCUUGAUUCUGAGACAGAGGAAAUGCUUUCUGUAAUAUCUUACUGUUCUUUCACUGAUCCACAAGAAUCCCCUUCACUACAAGAUUUAAAGAGGCUAAAACUCAUCCAACUCCUUUCCAUCAUCAAGACUCUCAUUAGACCACUUGAUGAUCAAGUACUGUCACCCCUUUUCAUAAUGUUGUCAUCUAAUCUUUUUAGGCCUCUCCCUCCACCAAUUCAUUCUGCCGUCUCAGUAUUACUGGAUGACGAUGAUCUUAUCAGCAAUCCAACACCCUCCUGGCCACAUUUGCAAAUAGUUUACGACAUUUUCCUCAGGAUUGUCAGUAGAACAAGUGUUGAAUCGCUUCGUAUCUACAUAGACCAUGCUUUCCUCCUUAGUCUCCUCACGUUGUUCCAAUCUGAAGAUCAAAGAGAACGCGACAACUUAAAGAAUGUGUUCCACAGAAUCUAUUCAAAGUUAACAUUCUACAGACCAUUCAUGAGAAAGACUAUGCAUGAUGUAUUCUUGCACUAUGUUUUCGAGACUGAUCAAAGGCACCCUGGAAUCGGAGAGCUUCUUGAAAUAUGGGGCACAAUUAUAAAUGGAUUUAGUGUUCCUUUGAAAGAAGAACACAAGUUUUUCUUGAAUAGAGUUCUUGUCCCUUUGCAUAAACCAAAAGGGAUGCAAGUUUAUCAUAGGCAGUUGACUUAUUGUGUAUCUCAGUUUGUGCAAAAAGAGCCUGAGCUUGGUGAGGUUGUUAUAAGAGGCAUAUUGAAGUACUGGCCAAUUACCAAUUGCCAGAAGGAAGUUCUGUUUAUCGGUGAAUUGGAAGAACUUGUGGAGACUGUUGAUCCACAAUUGUACAAGGAACUUGCCCUGCCUUUGUGCACCAAAAUUACCAAGUGUUUAAACAGUUGGAACUCGCAGGUUGCUGAACGCGCAUUGUAUGUGUGGAACAAUGAGCAAUUCUGGAAGAUGUUAUCACAAGCAAUGGAAGAAGUCUUUCCAGUUCUAGUGGAAGGGAUGGAGAAGAACUUGCAAGGACAUUGGAGCAAAAGUGUUAAGGAAUUGACGGAGAAUGUGAAGGGAAUGCUGGAAGCUCUAGCACCAUUUCUCUAUUCCAAGUGCCUUCUACAGCUUGAAAUCCAAGAAGCCAGUGAACGCAUAGAAGAGAUGAGAAGGAAAGAAAUUUGGGAAAAAAUUGAAAAUGCAGCAAUGUGA